GGAAAAUAAACAGUUUUUCUUGACCUAGCCUAGCCCUACUCCUAGCCUAGGCUAGAGACUGAGUAGAGAACUGGAGUGGAGAAUUGAUCAGCUGACCUGACACUGACAAUUAGAGUGCACUGUACUGAGAUGUGUAAACAUCACCAGAAUCAGCCAUUUAGGUUGACUGUAUCAAAUUAACUACUAUCCAUGACUGAUCUACUCGUCUUGUAAGCUAAGAAACAUGGCAUCGCAAGCGAGUAGUGCACCCACAACGCGAUCUAACAAGCUAAUUGAGGAGAUCAUAGAUGCUGUUAGCACACUGAAAAGUGAGUUUGAGGAGAGUAGAUUGCCAGUAACAGAUGAUGACUCCACUUUGCACAAACUGGAAUUCAAACUUGAAUACUUGCUGCAGCUGAAUAGGAAACAAAAGUUUACAUUUUUGGGUACGCAAAGGGACUAUUUUGAUUACUUCUGCGAGUGUUUGGCAAAAGGGAAAAGGAACAGAGAUGGCCUGAAGUUUGUAAAGACAUUGACAGAAGUAAAAACGUCUGUAGGCAGAGGUCGAGCCUUCAUUCGCUACAACCUUAUGCACCAGAUGCUAGCCGAUACACUUCAGCUGUGCUUUAGUAAUGGUCGUGUUACCAUCAACUGGUAUUUUCCUUCAUCUGCUUUCCUGCGACAUCGAAUGACAGCGUCCCUUCUGACAGCCCUCUAUGACCUCAACGAAGUGUCAUUUGACCUUGCACCGACAGGUUAUGACCUUGAUGCGGGCUGGCCCACAUUUGCACGCAAAUCGUUUGGUACUCCGUACAGCUGGAAUGUCCCUCUUUGCCGUAGUCGCAGCACAAGCCAAAGUAGCAUCAGCAGUUUCCAUUCACAGAUGAGUGAGCAGCACAUUUCCUCCCCGGGCCGACCAGAUCUGUCUAGCAUGGAACGAGUUCACAUGGAGCUGGCCAAGGCCGAGUCUGUGAAAGGUGUGCUGAUGUCUCGCAUCGAAAUUCUGGACAGAGAAUGCGAAACUGUCCACAAGAUGGCAGUAGAAGCAGAAGAGAAACUUGAAGACACUAAGAACAGCCUUCAGACGCAAUUGAUGGAAAGCCAGAUUAGAUGUGAGAAGAUGAACAACGAGUUGGAGCUGCGAUGCCAGCACUGGGAGGAGAAAGAGCAUAGCCUCGUGUCCCGAUUGAAGCAGCUUCAGAGAGAGAACGAAACACAACAAGACCAGCUAAUGUCGCUACAGCAAAGUGGCAGUGGAAAGCAAGGGGAACUUGAGGAGAAGUGCAGACCUCUUGAACUUACGAUUGUGGAACUCGGAGUGAGUGGGAAGCUGUCGGAGGAGAAGGUCGCGUGGCACGCAGAGCGAGAGAUCGAGAAACAGAGCGGCGUCGCUGAGCAGCUGCAGAUCCGACUGAAGGAAUCCGAGGAGAAGAACAAGGAGCUGCUGUUGCGCAUGGAGGAGCUUGUGUCGGACAAGUGGAGUGCUGCGUCGCUGCACGCCGACGCGACGGACAAGGCGCACGAACUACUCACAGAACUCACUGUAGCCGAGCGGUCAAACAUCCAACUCCAGUGUCAGAACUUGGAGCUGCAGAGAAGCAGUGUGCAACACCAGGGGGCACCUGAGAUCGACGCCGCUACUCCCUCGCACACGGCAGAAUCCCGUCCGGCAUCCUCCGCCGAUUCGUCGGCGCAGACGGAGACUGAUGGUGACAGUGCUGCCCUCGCGAGGGAGAACCGGUCACUGCAGGCGGCGCUGGAAGCGCUGCGGGCGCAGCGCGAGGCAGAGGCGCGCGAUUCGUCGACGACUCUCGACGCUGCCCGACAAGAGAGCGAUGCCCUGCGCACGCAGAUCGACGAGCUCGCUCGCCAGGGGGCGCUGGAAAUUGAUGCAGCAAAGAUGGCGGCCGGCGACGAGGCAGAGGCGCGGCGGGUCGCUGAGGAGCGGCUUGAGGAGGAGCUGGUGGCGGUGCGACACCAGAUCGCGCGGCUGAGGGACAGCGAGGCGCGGGCGGCGGAGGAACGGCGGGCUGCCACCGGCGAGCUGUUGCGACUCACCGACAGUGAGCGCCACCUGGAGGAGGAGAAGGCAAGCAUGCAGGCGUUUGUCAUUCGCAUGAUGGGCCUGCUAUCUAGCAGCGAUGGCGGCGGCUCCGGCACCAACACCGCAGCGUCAGGCAACGGGAGGAGGAGCCUGGUGCAGAAGUGCAAGCAUAUGGCUGCAGACGUAGAAGCGUUGGUGCGACGCAACGGCGAGCUGUCCCUGCAGGUGCGGGGGCUGGAGCGCGGUGGACGGGAGCUGCGGGAGGAGCUAGCGCUGCGGCGGGAGCGGCUCACCGAGCGCGAGGCUGAGAACGGAGAACUGGAGACGAAGCUUCGCUCGCUCGUCUGCAACACGACGCUGCCGGAGGAUGCUCACAGCAUCACGUCGGCGGGCAGCGACGCGAGACUCGAUCCACCGCCAGGGGGCGCCGACGAGGUGCUGGAGGUCGCGCAAGCAUAUGAUGUGAAGCGUCAGUGGGACGAGGAUUUAGACAAAGGACAGUCGGAAAACGACGUAGUGGAUGCGACGAUGGAAGGAGCCACAGGUAAGGGAAGAACAUCAGGUGAAGAACAAGCUGCAGGUGACGAAGGAACUGUGAGCGAUGAAGAAGUGGUGGAAAUAGGAGUGGCCAUUGAAGGAACGGCAGACGAUGAAGGAACGGCUAUUGAAGGAGCAUCAGAUGAACCAGCAGAGCCAGAGGAGGAAGCAACAGUGGACGAAGCAGCGGCAAAUGAAGGAGUGGCGUAUGAAGGAACGGUAGAAGAAGCAGCGGCCAGCUCCGUUGAUCAGGAGGCCGUCGAGGCGUUCAUGCGACAAAUCGAGAUGCUAAAGUCACAGAACCUCUCUCUCUCCGAGGAGAACCAGUCUCUGAUUGGUCAGCUUGACUUCCUGUCGGAGUCGGUGGCGUCGAAUCUCGAGGAGCGCGAUGACAUCGAACAACUCCGCGGGGAGAUGUCAGAAAUCCGCAGCAUUCUGAGUCAGGUCAGUGAGGUCAGCGAGCGAGUGUUGGUCGAUGUAAACGCCGAGACCGAACAGGAGGAACAUUUGAAAUGCGUGGACAGCAGAGAAGGAAGCGCUGAGGUGCAAGUCGCCGUUGACGAUCAAGCGUCCGUCGCGUCGGCGGAAUUCCGUCGCGUCGUACGCGACGUGUCGGAAAUGCGAUCGUCAUUCGAAUCACAGAGGGCGCUGCUGUCAGAGUUGCGUCAACAAUGCACGACUCAGGAUGACGUCAUCAAGAUGCAGGAGUACGACAUCGAGGCUAAGAUGAAGCGGAUUGAGCUUGUGAGCGAAGAGAAGGAGAGACUGACACAGAAAGUUGCAGAACAGAGCGACGCGAUCAAGUCGAUGGAGAUAAAGUUUACUAAGAAAAUACAGGAGACUUCUUCUGCAUUCGAGGAGAAGGUGUGCGAGCUAACACAACAAUUUAAAGACAGUCAAGCCAAGGUGACGUGUUUAGAGGAAAGCCUUGAAUGUAAAACAGAUCAGUUAGAGAAGACGGAAUCAGCAUAUGAACAAGAUGUCUCUGCACUCCGGUUCCAGAUUAGUGAAGAAAACAUGAAGUAUCAAGAAACCAUUAAGACUUACGAAGAGAAUGACGCCAAUGUGACCGAUAUUCAAUCUAAACUUGAAAUUCAACAAAACAUCAUCGAAAGUAUGCAGGCAGUAGUUAAGGAAAUGAAAGAUGAGAGAGAUGCGCAGAUGGAGAGUCACUGGGAUGAGAUGGAAGAUCUGCGGGUCAUCUUAGAGGGCAAGUCAGACGAAUGUGAGACGCUACGUGUAGAGGUCACUGAUUACAGAGACCAACUGGCAAGUAAAGAGGACCAGCUUGUCAGACUGCAGGAGGACCUUGAAUCUGUACAGCAAAGCCAUGAAGCAAAGAUAAAGACACUGCAGGAACAGAACUCUCAGCUGAGGGAGGAUUCGGAGAAACUACAGAGCACUCUCAUAAAAAUUCUAAAGGAUAAGGACACACUCUGGCAGAGCAAAGACCAGCUGGAGUUUGAGCAGCGACAGCGACUGCUUGACUGCUGGGUGGACGACAAGGCUGCAUCGCACUGCAUGGGCUGCGGGAAGGAGUUCUCUCUCACGCGGCGUCGGCACCACUGCCGCCUGUGUGGCCGCGUCUUCUGCUCCGCCUGCUCCAACCACUGGGUGCUGACUACGGCCAGCAGCAAAAAAACUCGCACCUGCGACCGCUGCUUCAUGUCACACUCGCGGUGCGAGGGCACCACCGAUACGUCGCUGGUCGGUGACUCGAGCCGGGAGCAAAGUCCCGAUAGCCGGCUGGAGGAUGAGGCAAGUCGCGCAUCGUCAGGCGAAGCAUCGGAAGUAAGUGAACAUGAAGUCUCCAUGGGCAGUCCUGUGGGAGCUGGUAUUGAAGCAUCGGCUCUACUCUCGAGUUCCACGCCUCAGAAACCAGCCGGGUCUUCUCCUCCUGAAGCGUUCGGUGGUUCCGAGUCUCUUCUACACGAUGAAGACAAUGUGCAAGGCAUGUCUGACACAGGAGCCACACAGACACCAGACCCGACUUCAAGUGACGGCGAUUCACAGCUAGUAUCAGCUGCAACUACAGCGAGCCAUCAGAUACCACACAAUGAAACUGAUGCUGCUGUAUCCCAACAAGCUGAUACAGAACGCAGUGUUGGUGUGGAGCCUGUGGCGGCCUCUAGUGAUAAUACACCAGCAAGCAGUGUUGGCAGUGACGAGCAGGAAUAUGCCGUCAUUACUACUGAGGAGGUGGCACAGUCAGUCUAUGACCCUUCCUAUGGUGAUAUCGAGACAAGCAUCCAAUCAAGCUUCACGCUGAUGGUCGAUGACAUCAUUGAGGGCCGUGGAAACGAACAGGAGGGAGUGACGGUGAAACCUCGCCAGUGCUUCGCAGUUCCCAUUCUCGUGGAAAAGCCAGGCGUCACGCUGAGCUGGGAAUUCAGAACCACCGGUCACGAUAUAGGGUUUGGAGUGUAUCGAGACAACAGCACGCUGACGAUGUCUGAUGCAGAGGUGCUGCUACCUGUGACACGCUGCAACUCUCACCAGAUGGCCAUUGCCGGGCAGUUGAAAACAGAAACAAUGGGAAUCUACACUUUACUCUUUGACAACAGAUUUUCUCGGUUCACAUCCAAGAAAUUGAGUUAUAAAGUGGAAGCUGUAAAAUAAGGUUCCUGUUUUGUUACUGCUACAGUUUACCAUUUUAGCAUCUACCAAUGCAACUUUAUGUUUUGGGCGUAGUGAAGCAGUUGUAUAAAAGUGAACACUACUGUUGUUAAACUUUUCGCAGUGGCUACGCGUCCGGAACCGGUCGCCUAGCC
Priapulus caudatus is the source of this 5331-nucleotide messenger RNA. RefSeq names its product FYVE and coiled-coil domain-containing protein 1-like. Gene Ontology annotation, cellular component: late endosome; autophagosome; lysosome. Bases 224 to 5179 code for a protein of 1651 amino acids. The record is from RefSeq and is a predicted model, not a curated record. Gene Ontology annotation, biological process: plus-end-directed vesicle transport along microtubule; positive regulation of autophagosome maturation. The transcript has 25 exons. Lineage: Eukaryota; Metazoa; Priapulida; Priapulimorpha; Priapulimorphida; Priapulidae. Gene Ontology annotation, molecular function: metal ion binding.